Molecule: messenger RNA, 2256 nt
Organism: Cryptomeria japonica (Japanese cedar)
Lineage: Eukaryota; Viridiplantae; Streptophyta; Pinopsida; Cupressales; Cupressaceae
Product: meiosis-specific protein ASY1
Exons: 22
Coding region: 94-1983 (629 amino acids)
Source: RefSeq, a predicted model, not a curated record
AGCCAUUGCUGUCUCCAUAUUCUUUUCAAACCCCUUCAUAUACACACUCUCUUACAUCUCACUUCGCGAAGCAUUCGUAAUUCUUUUCCAACAAUGGUUGCAAUUGCUGCUCAAAGGGUGAAAGAAACGGAAAUUUCAGAGCAGGACUCCUUGCUACUGACAAGAAAUCUUCUUCGCAUUGCUAUUUUUAACAUUAGCUACAUUAGAGGACUUUUUCCUGAGAAGUAUUUUAAUGACAAGUCUGUACCGGCUCUAGAAAUGAAAAUAAAGAAAUUGAUGCCUAUGGAUGCUGAAUCGCGGAGGCUUAUUGACUGGAUGGAAAAAGGGGUUUAUGAUGCACUGGAAAAGAAAUACCUGAAAACGCUCUUAUUUUGCGUUUGUGAGAAAGAAGACGGUCCGAUGCUUGAAGAAUAUGCCUUUGCUUUUAGCUAUGGCAGCUCUUGUUCAGAAGAGGUGUCAAUGAACAUAAACAGGAGCGGGAAUAAAAAGCAAGGGACAACUUUCAAGUCCAAUUCAGUUGAUUUAACUCCAAACCAGAUGAGGAGCUCCGCCUGUAAGAUGGUUCGUACGCUUGUCCAACUCAUGAGGACUCUCGAUCGUAUGCCUGAGGAGCGCACAAUACUGAUGAAACUCUUCUACUACGACGACGUUACGCCUCCAGACUACGAGCCUCCUUUUUUCAGAUGUUGCGGUGAAGGUGAUGACAAUUCCUGGUCUCGAACUCCUUUGAAGAUGAAGAUUGGAGACGUGAACAGCAAACAUUUCAUGAUCGCUUUAAAGGUAAAAAGCGUGCUUGACCCCUGCGAAGAUGAAAAUGAAGAAGGGGACGAGGGUAGUAUGGACUCCAGAUCCAAUGAGAUGAGGGACGAUGACGCCUCUGAAUCGUCUAUGGACUCUCAUGACUCAGAAGAAAAAUCCCCUGGGAAGAAAAACGCUCCUGCAAUAAUCGAAAUUGGAAAGUCCAAGAGCGCAUCCGUGAAGGAUCAUCAUAUGCAAGAUAGUGAUGCGGACACCGAAGAUUGUGAACAGGAAGCUCAGAAUCUAGCCCGAGUGAAGGAAUGGAUCCUUUCAAGACACAUCGAAACACUGGAUCUAUCGGAUGUAUUGUCUAAUUUCCCGGAUAUUUCAGUGGUGUCGACAGAGGAUAUCAUACAGAGUCUCGUGAAAGAAGGUAUAGUGACAAAGCAAGGAAAAGAUCUGUACAGAAUUAACAAAGUGAAGGAAAAUGACAUUGAAAUUGCCAGCAAAGAUGAUCCCUAUUUCCUUGACGAAACGAAAAAUGAAAAACCUGACUCUGCCGUGAGCGAGGACGACUCUAUGUACAUAAAGGUCUUGUAUCAUGCGCUUCCGAUGGAUUACGUCACACUUGGAAAGCUCCAAAGCAAAUUUGAUGGUCAGGUGAACCAAUCAAAUCUCCGUAAAUUCAUUGACAGGAUGGCAAGUGAUGGGUUCAUUGAGGGCAGAGUUCAAAACAGAAGACUAGGCAAACGCGUGAUUAAAUCGGAGAUGACAAUGAAGAAGCUACUCGACUUAAAGAAAUCAUUUGAAAUAGAGCAGGAAAUGCAAGCAAAGGGUGUAUCUGAAAAGUUAAUUAAUCCAGAAACUCCAGCUGCGGAUAAAGAUAGCUCAACCUUUGCGCGAUUUCAUACAGUGGGAUCGGAUGCAACUCGUCAUGGACAGUCACCUGCUGAGAAUGGUUCAUUUCGUAGCGGCCAAACAAUUUCCAAAGCAGGGUCCUUCAAGAAACCAGCUUCGCCUGCAUCUAAAUUAGACAUGGCCAAACCAGCAACGUCCAGGGAAAGCACUAAAGCGGGAAAGGAAUUUUCAAGACCAAAAGUGGAUUCUGUCACUACUGAUUUUGGCAAUGUAUCUGUUAAAUGUAGCCAAAACUCCCUGGAUAGCAAUUUCCAAGGCAUGCGCACUCGAAAAUCUAGUACGGUGAAGGAACCCAUUUAUCACUACGCAAAACGUCUCAAGGUCUAAUUGUAAAGCUUCAUGUCCAUCGAACGUACUCUUACAGGCUAAUAAACAGCCGGCAAGAGACCAAAAAAUCAGAGAUUUUGUUUACGUCUCUUAUUUUCUACCUUUUAUGAAGCUCUUUGUUGAAAUCAAGUAAAGAACUUACUUCGCUUUGUUUAUGCAUGUGUUUCUUUGUUUUGGUUGCCAAGGCACAGAGAGAUAUUCAUAGACAGAAAUCAAAAUCAAUUGUACUUCAUAUCAUAAAUAGACUGUUAUACAACAUUUUUGGAUUUUUUA